GGGAUCAUUUGAUUUCAUUUUUCAUUUGUACUGAAGUAUUUUGUAAAGUAAUAUUUGAGUGGGCAGGUUUUCUUUGUUUUACAGCAAUAAGGCCUGAACGUUGUCGUCAUUUAAUUCAUGCAAAAAUCUUAAUUCCACAUUUUAUCUCAUGAAACAAACAACUGUUUAUCUGUUUAUUUUGUGAAACAGAAAUAGUUUUCAUUCAUGCAUUUAUUUGCUUUGUUUUAAAAUAAACACGUUUCUGAGGAGACUGAUCUGAGCUUGUUUACGACCCAGGAACGGGAACCAGGCGGAACCAACGGCAGCACGUGAAGGAGAGGUCGGGAGGUUUUCGAGGUGGCGCAUGUCAAGCUAAGAGGCUAGGUGGUUAGCAGUCAGUAGAGUACAGUCAGAGUUACAGACGGUGAUAAAAUAGAACCGGUCCGAGUCCGUCAAAGCCGUUCGCUCGUCUCCGUGUUGACGUGAACGCGCUGAAAAUGGCGCCGCCGCCGUGUGACUGCGCGUCCGCGGCCGUCUGGACCUGAUCAACUCUUAUGCUAACGUUAGCCUGUUAGCAUCCCUGGUUGUUUACUGCACCUGCCUCCUGCGCCGCCCGGUCCUCCGCCGCUCGUCCAGUCGGUUUAACGGAGUCUGUGAAGCUAACAAGGAUGUACCUGGUGGGACUGACGGGAGGGAUCGCCUCAGGAAAAAGCACCGUGUCUUCAAUGCUGCGGGAGCUCGGCUGCCCUAUCAUUGAUGCUGAUGUUGUGGCCAGGAAAGUCGUGGAGCAGCACACGCUCGCCUAUUCCCGCAUCGUCUACCACUUCGGCCCGGAGAUUCUGCUGGAGAACGGGGAGAUCGACAGGCAGAAGCUGGGCCAAAUCAUCUUUGCCAACGAGGAAAAGAGGAAGCUGCUGAACUCCAUCACUCACCCAGAGAUUCACAAAGCAAUGCUCAAAGAGAUCCUGUUCUACUUUCUCAGAGGGUACCGCUACGUGGUGCUGGACGUGCCCCUGCUCUUUGAAACCAGACGCCUGACUCAGUUCCUCAACCACACUGUAGUAGUUUACUGUGACCCUGCCACUCAGUUGUUGCGCCUGAUGCAGAGGGACGGCCUGACCCAGGAGCAGGCCGAGCAGCGCGUGGCGGCCCAAAUGCCGCUCAAUGAAAAGCGCGGCUUGGCCAAUCACGUUAUUGAGAACUCGGGCGGCCGGGAGGACACCCACCGGCAGGUCCUGCGGCUCCACACAAAGCUGGAGGACUCCAUGGACUUCCUCUUAGUCAGGGUCAUCGCCAUCGCUGCCACCGCUGGUCUGGGUGGGAUUCUGCUCUACGCAGCGAAAAUACUUUUAUCCUAACAGACGAAAGGAAGACGAGGGGAAGAAAAGGGUUUGGUGGAAGACGGGGUCAAAUACGAGGGUGUGAGCAGAAUGAGGCCGAGGCAGGUCGGAGGUACCGAUGCAAUUUACUGUGAAAUUAGUUUCACAGCACCCAGCAGUACAGCACAGCGGUGUGACGUGCUCUGGUGACAGCUGACACAGACGUACGUUACCGAUGAAGCUCACGCUGACGAACGUGGCCGCGUGAGAAAGUUUUUUUAAUGUGCAAUUUCUGUCGGUUUUUACCCAAAACUAUGAAGGUGAUCCAGUGGAGGCUCAGUUCUCAGAGUGACGCUCUCAGCAGCGACGGAAGGAGCCGAGACGCUGGCACCGUCUCUGUACUGGUGUAGCCAUCAACGCUAACUCAUAGGAACUAAAACAUGUCAACACGACUGACACUGGAGAAGUUUUAUUUUGUUAAACCUUUUACAACAUAUUUAGACAUUUCAGUGAUCGUAUAGAUUCUGAAUACAAACAUUAGAGAGAUGAACAUUAGCUUUUAUGUAUUUGGAACAAACUCUCGCUUCUAUUUUAGUAAAAACAAAGUCAGUGCUAGCCCCAGUCGAGAAUAUGAUUAAACUUAAGCUCUUAAUAGAAAAUCUAAUGAAAGCGCUCAGUAGGAAUGAUGUGAUGCUUACAAACUAGUGACGCGAUUGUAAAACGGAGAUAUAUUACAGAAUGUAUUUGACAAUCCAUUUUUAAUGGGAACAGUAGGAACUAACAGAUUUCAUAUUGAUCACGGUAUUUUCUUACACUUGAAGCUGUCCUCUGUAAAUACAAAGUCUGUGAUUUCUUUUUUUCUCUUUGCACAUUUGUGACUAAAACACGUUUGUAACUUUAUGCCUAAUGAAAUAAAAACGACCUGUUUGAAAGGAUCAGAAGUGCA
This is a messenger RNA of Stegastes partitus (bicolor damselfish), 2244 nucleotides long. RefSeq names its product dephospho-CoA kinase domain containing (gene dcakd). The record is from RefSeq and is a predicted model, not a curated record. The coding region runs from base 648 to 1337 and encodes 229 amino acids. The transcript has 5 exons. Gene Ontology annotation, molecular function: ATP binding; dephospho-CoA kinase activity. NCBI's taxonomy places the organism in Eukaryota, Metazoa, Chordata, Actinopteri, Pomacentridae. Gene Ontology annotation, biological process: coenzyme A biosynthetic process.